UAAUAAGUACUGUCUGUAUGUAUAUAGGGAUUUCAGAGUUAAAGCCGAGUUAAAGACCCAACUGUAAUUACCAACGAAUUCUUGUUACCGUAAUGAAGAUUGGUAAUUGACAUUUUGUUUUGGACAUUGUUUAGUUACUGUUUCUCUCUCUUCAGAAGUGAAAUGGGGAUCAGCAGAAAUAACUCGGGAGUGCAUUCGUGGUGCUGUUGUGCGGAAGAGGUCGAGAUCCCUGCCACCUUGGAUUUUAUACAUCAGCCCUACUUGAAAGUGCUCUUCGUCGGCGUUGGUUGUUUACCGUCACCGAAGUAUUGGUGCUUGGUGUUUAGGGGUAAAUGUUACGGUAAUCGCAAAAUGUGCACUGGUCGCUAUGAUCGAGAGUGUGUGUUUAUUGGCCGGUCGAAGUCACGAAAGCAUGUUUGAGGGUUGUGGCCUUAUGCACAAGGGAUAAGUGACCGACCGCCCGGCAGUAUCCGCGAGUGUACUCGGUAUCUUUUCCCUGUAUUUUGAUUGUUAUUAAAUAUGAUACCUAUUGCUUAGUUAUAUAUAAAAUGUAAAAUCAGAUAGCAAUCAUUUUUCUAUUUGUUACAAACGUUAUUAUUGAUGAAAUGAACACCGUUCUUACUUAUUGAUAUUUGUUUGACAUUCAUUAUACUUACGUGACUAUUCCAUUUAUUCACUUUUAUUAUUAAUUAAAUAAUUAAAUGUUAUAUAUAUUUGCUAUGUUAUAAUUAAAACUUUAAAAAGCUCAUAUAAUUGUUUAUCACCACUUCGUCUACAACAGUUAAAAGACUAAAAGAACCUUCAAGUGCUAUUGCAUAUUUAUUAACUAGCGAAUAGUACUUGUGACAUCUGGCGACCGUGACAGGAUGUAGGCAGUGGUUUAAAAAGAUAAAUAGUGUUAAAAUUGAGUAAUCUGAAAGUCAGUCGGUAAUUAUGUCUUCCAUCGCGGAAUUAACUGCUCUCGGCAAAGAGCUUGGUUAUGAAGGCGAAGACCUUAGAAGAUUUGUAAGUGAUGAACAAAGUGCUUUAAGGGAUAUUAGAAAUAAGGAACGAGAAUUAGAACGUGAAAAACUAGAAGCUGCUCGUGAGGAAAGAGAAAGGGAACGCCAGGAGAAAGAAAGGAGCGUGAAUAUGACCGUGAAAAAAGUGAGAGAGAUAGAGCUCAUGAGAUUCGUUUGUAUGAUAUGCAAGAAUCUUUGCAAAAACAGGAGAUUGAGAAAUUGAAACUGCAAAAAGAAAUAAAGGACUCGCCAGUUAAUACCGAAGGUUCCGACACUGAAGGUAACCAGGUAAGAGUAAAAGUUAAAGGUCCUUCUAUUCCUGAUUUUGAUGAAAACAAAGAUGAUAUUGAUGCAUAUCUUAGGAGGUUUGAAGUUCUUGCUAGUGCAGCCAAGUGGCCUAAAGGGGAUUGGGCUAUAAUUCUAAGUUCACAUUUAAAGGGUGCAGCUUUGGAAGUUUACGUUAGACUUUCACCUGAGGAUGCUUUGGAUUAUAAUAAGGUUUCUGAAUCACUUAUGAAAAGAUUUGAUUGUACUGAGGAAGGUUUCAGAGUAAAGUUUCGGUCAGUUAAACCUCAGAAGAAUGAAUUAGUUGAACAGUUUGUGUCUAGAUUAAGACAUCUCUUGAAGAGGUGGAUUGAAAUGUCAAAGUGUGAAAUGACAUGUGAAGGCUUAACUGAUUUAUUUCUUAUUGAGCAAUUUUUGCAGAGUUGUGGCAGGCAGUUGCAGGUACAUCUGAGAGAGCGAUUACCAUUAUCGCUUAACAGAAUGAUUGAAUUAGCAGAAAGUUAUGUUCAAGCUCAUGGAGGUUUAUUUCAUAAUUCUAGAUAUUUUUCUACAGUACGUAGUGACAGAGUUGACUUAUCCGGGGAAGCGCAUCCUGAGCAGACUGCUAAACCCAUUCGAUGUCCACCCUCUAUUAAGUGUUAUAAAUGUGGACAAGUGGGUCAUAAGGCUUCAAAUUGUCUAGAAUAUGCAAAGGGAUCCAAGAAAAAUGGUCAUGCUGCAGCAGGAGAAGUUGUUUAUUGGACCAGAAAGGGCCGUAAAGGAAAUUUUAAAGAUCCUGUUGUGGAUAUAAAUAAAGAAGUGUUUGAAAAUGAUCACACUGAGUUGGCAAGUGUUGCUUCUGAUAUGCCUGUCGAGGAGGGUAUUUUAUACGGGAACCCAGUGAAAGUUUUGAGGGACACUGGUUGUACAACUGUCGUAGCCAGAAAAGACUUGGUGCCUGUUGAACAUUUUACUGGGUAA
Macrobrachium nipponense is the source of this 2246-nucleotide messenger RNA. RefSeq lists its product as uncharacterized. The coding region runs from base 1185 to 2246 and encodes 353 amino acids. The record is from RefSeq and is a predicted model, not a curated record. The transcript has a single exon. Gene Ontology annotation, molecular function: zinc ion binding; nucleic acid binding. Lineage: Eukaryota; Metazoa; Arthropoda; Malacostraca; Decapoda; Palaemonidae.